Equus quagga is the source of this 509-nucleotide messenger RNA. Its product is annotated as CD177 antigen-like. The transcript has 3 exons. The annotation marks the transcript as partial. Gene Ontology annotation, biological process: regulation of integrin-mediated signaling pathway; cell-cell junction maintenance; leukocyte cell-cell adhesion. Gene Ontology annotation, cellular component: plasma membrane raft; plasma membrane. NCBI's taxonomy places the organism in Eukaryota, Metazoa, Chordata, Mammalia, Perissodactyla, Equidae. The record is from RefSeq and is a predicted model, not a curated record.
CACUCGGGGCCCCCCGGAAUGCUCGUCGCCUCCUAUGCCCAGUUCUGCUCCUCCAGCGGGUGCAACGGGGCCAACAGCAGCAGUGUCCUGUUGGAUGCCAUCCCCCGUCCAGCUCCCCCUGUCCCAGGAGACCUGCAGUGUCCUGCCUGUGUUGAGUUGUUUGGAUCCUGCUCACGAAACUCAGAAAAUGUUACCUGCCCCAAGGGCACCAUUGGUUGUUACCGUGGUUCCAUUGAUCUCAGGGGAGGUGAGCUGUCCUCCUCAUUCAAGCUUCAGGGUUGCAUGGCCCAACCUUCCGGAUAUCUGUUGAACCAUGUCCGCAAUAUUGGGGUCUUCUCCGUGUUUGAGACCUCUUGGUAUAAGAAUGAGACUGAGAAAGAGAAGGAGAAUGAGAAACAUAAUGAGAAUGAGAAACAGAAUGAGAAGGAGCAUCACUUUCCCCCCCAAGCUGGAGCUGCCCCUUCCUCCUACACGGCUUUGGUGGCACUGGGGCUAUCCUUAGCCCUUUG